AUGCAGUUGAAUACAACAGAACAUUUUAAAAUUAAUAACACGUCCCUUCGAGAGCCUAGGUUUGGAUAUGGCCCGCUGCUUGGUCUGUUACUUGCGAAUUUGCUUUCAAACUCGGUCAUAGCGAAGUACGCUCCCUUAGGUGCCUUACGUCUAAGCUACGAGCCCGUACCGUGGCGUCCUGUUAGUCCAGCUAACAACCACUUCACCGAGAACGACCAUUACAAUUAUUGGCAUCCAAUAAAGAACCCUUACGGGCCCCCGCUACCUCCAGACUCUGCAUCGACAGAUAACGAUGGUCAACACAUCCAUCACCAUCACCAUAUCGACGCCUACCCCCCUGCGAAUCAGCAACAGAUCGUCAACAUCAACGAACGCCCUCCUACAGAGAUAUUAAUUGAUGAUGAAUCUACCGAAGUGGAUAACGAACCUGCGACUGAAGACAGCAACUCGGAAAUAAUCCAUAGCGGUGAUUUCCACGUAGUUAACACCAACAUUGAAAGUCCUCAUCUGGAAGAUACAAUUGCCGAAGAGUCUAAUUUAGCGCCACUCCUUCUAAACCUAACGACUACUGUAACUGAAGACAAUACAACGCUUACGCCUAAGAAAACCGUUAAGAGAGGGGCUUCUAACAGACACGCCCCAAAAAAAAGAAGCCCCGGCAAACGCAGAAGGUUAACAACGACUCCUGACUACUACUACGACAGCUACGAAGAUGCCACCACCACCAACAGGUACAGGUCCAAGAAUAGGCAGAAACCCAAGAGACCGGUCGAUUCUUACGAAGACGAGUACGACUACGAUUAUGAAUUCACCACUAGACCGUACAAAAAGCGAAGGAGAACCACUGUAAACCCCAGGAAUAGAAAUAAAAACAGGAGGAAGCAACAGAGGGCAACCACUAUCGCAAGUAACUACGACGAUGACUACGAUUACGAUCCAAUAACUCAGAUCGUUAUACUGAGACAGAGGCAAACCGUCACACCAACGGAAACAGUGAUAACGAGCGGUAUGACCACUGAAUCCACUACCACCACUACCACCGGUACCACGACGACUACUGGGACUUCCACCACCACUUCAAACUCCACAAAUGCAACCGGAUAUGGUUAUGGCCCGUCCAACGGCAACGAAGGAAUAAGCAUCACUUACGGUCCGCCACAAGGUGAACCUCAAGGAUCCUACGGUCCCCCUCGACCUUCCUAUGGACCACCAAGACCUUCUUACGGACCUCCAAAACCAGCGUACGGUCCUCCAACCGGUGGUCAGUACCAACUGCCGUAUUCGGAUUGGUAUAGUAACGAGGCAACGAGAAAUGGUAUAGUUAAGAGAAUAAACGACAUUAUUGGCUUUGACAACGCGUUUUAG
Messenger RNA from Anoplophora glabripennis (Asian longhorned beetle), 1365 nucleotides. RefSeq lists its product as uncharacterized. The record is from RefSeq and is a predicted model, not a curated record. The transcript has 3 exons. The coding region runs from base 1 to 1365 and encodes 454 amino acids. NCBI's taxonomy places the organism in Eukaryota, Metazoa, Arthropoda, Insecta, Coleoptera, Cerambycidae.